CUAAAAGAAAGCAGUUGAGGAGCAAGGCAUCAGUUGUCAACAGAGGAUCUGCUCAUUAUGAAGUCUUUUCUGUUUCUCCUCUCCAUUAUUGGAUGCUGCGCAGGGCAGGAUAUUCUGCCGGAGGGUCCAGUGGAGGCAGUUUUGAGGAAGAAUGUCACUUUCAAAACCCUUGUUGAUCUCAGAGAUGACUUUAUCACCUUUGUCUGGUCUUUCAACCAUGGGAGUCAGCUUGUGCCCAUUGUCACUGUAACACCAACAGGGGAAACAGUGGCUGAAGGUUACCAGGGGAGAGUGCUGGUGAACAGGACCAAUGGUUUCUUGACCCUGGGGUCAGUGGAGGCAAAGGACAGGGGGUAUUAUUAUGCUACCAUUGUUACUUCUGAAAAGAUAAAGACUGGCGAGACCAUGCUCCGAGUCCUGGGAUGCUGUGAAUGGUACGCACUGCCUGAGGGUCCAGUGGACGCAGUCUCAGGGAAAAAUGUUACUUUCAAAACCCUGAUUAAUCCCAAAGAAGAGUUCAAUGCCAUAGCCUGGUUUGUCAACAACGGGAGUGGGCUGAUGCGUAUUGUCACCGUGAGUAAAGACUGGGAGACCAUCGUGUCCGAGGGUUACCUGGGAAGAGUGAAGGUAAAUCACACAAAUGGGUUCUUGACACUGGGGUCUCUGGCAGCAGAGGACAGCGGGGAUUAUUACGUCAAUAUCUUCACAGCCAAAGGGGUGAAGACUGGAGAGACCAAGCUCCAAGUUCUGGAGCCAGUCUCAGAUGUGACCAUCAGGGCCAACAUGUCUGAGAUAGUAGAGGUCAACAGCACUGUGGCUCUCACCUGCUCUGCCAAGGGCUCAUUCCUCAAAUUCUCCUGGACCAGCGGUACCACACCAAUCGUGGCAACCAACACACGACUCACCAUUAAAGAGGAGGACGCAUCCAGUACGCUGACUAUCCAUGGUAGUCUGGCCUCAGACCUGAUUGGUCCCAUCUACUGCAUAGCCAGAAACCAUCUGGAAGUGGAGAAGAGUGCCCCCUUUAACCUCACUGUCAUCUUUUGCCCACCUGCAGCUGUGCUGACAACACAGCCUUCAGUUACAUCAGGAAAGGCCAGGUGGUCAGUGACUUUUGAAAAUCCAGAUCCCUGUGCUCUGAAAGGGUCAUCAGCACAGCUCUGGUGUUCAUUCAACUACCCAGAUGGGGAGACUGUCCACAAGACUGUAUGGUUCAGAGGAGAAGUCAAAAAUGGCAGUUGGGGACGCACUGAGCUGUCAAGUCUGCCUUCAUAUCAAAAUCGUGUGAAAUACCUCAGUGACCAAAAGCACAACUGUAGCUUAGAGAUUCAUGAUCUUCGAGACAGUGACACUGGAUACUACUACUUCAGGUUUGACACAAACACGUACGGGUGGCGCAGUAAAGGAUCGGUCUAUUUGUCUGUAACAGGUCUGACUGCUAGAGUGCAACCUGACAGUGUGAUAGAGGGACAAACUGUGACUCUAACAUGUGACACAUCCUGCAAACUGUCCAGACCGACUCCAGUUGUCUGGUUCAGAAAUGGGCAACCAGUAGCCAAACCAUCCAAGUUCCAGGCCGGUGCAGAGGAUACUGGGAAUUAUAUGUGUGCAGUUGAAGGCCAGGAGUCAGUGCAGAGCAACACUGUGUUUCUGGAUGUUCACUAUGCUCCAGUGAAUGUAUCAGUUGCGGUCAGUCUCACAGGCAGCCUGGUAGAGGGCAGCAGUGUGAACCUGACCUGCAGCAGCACUGCCAACCCAGCGGCAGACAGAUACAGCUGGUACAGGAGGACUGCUUCCAGUACCCUGCUCCAGGUGGGCUCAGGACAGGUGUUGUCUUUACCCUCUGUGGAGCUGUCUCAUGCUGGACUUUACCUCUGUCAGGCCAAGAACCCGCUGGGGGAAAACAACUCAACUGAGGUGCUGCUGGAGGUGGAUGUUUCAGAGACUUCAGUUGCACUCAUGGAUCUACCAGCAGGGGAUGAGGAUGCUGGUGAACGAAGGACAUCUUCACAUGUGACCACGUCCUCACAUAGUACCAUGUCCCCAUAUACCACCCAGUCCUCACAUGCCAUGACAUCCUCACAUCGUACCAUGUCCCCAUAUACCACCCAGUCCUCACAUGCCAUGACAUCCACCAUGUCUCCAUAUACUACCGCAUCCUUACAACCCACCACGACACAGAGAGACACGGAUACAAGGCUGGAUAAUCAGGACGUCUUGGAUACUCAGCGUGCCUGGUUUGAUAAGCUGCAUGUGGAGCUGAUGGAGAUGCGGCAGAGCUUUGAGAGGAGCCUCCGACAGAUGGAGAGCCGUACACAUUCCCUGCUGUGGUCCAUGAGCAGGAGGCUGGAGCGAAUGACAGAGGCCCUGGAUCGCAACUCAGCCCCCUCUCACCACAAAACCUUCGUGUCUCUAAGGCAUUUGCUACCCAGCAGUGUUUCAGCAGUGACCCCUUCCAACCAACCUCCUGGCAGUCGCUCCAUGAAUCUACACAAUAAAGCUCAGCGUACACGUAGAGGUCAGAAAGGCAGUCGUUCCUGAAAGUGCUUGUUGAGUUAUGUUGAUUAUUUUUCUUGUGUUAAGUGAAAAGGGUUGUGAUGUGUUUAAGUCAAGAUAAUUUGUGUUGCGUUUUCUCCUAUGUUGGCUGAAAUAGGCUUGUAUCAGUCAAUUAUUUCUCUACUUUAUGAGGUUUGCAUUUUACUGGCAAAAGUUUAAAAUAAAAAAAAAAGUAAUUACUGUG
Lates calcarifer (barramundi perch) is the source of this 2740-nucleotide messenger RNA. Its product is annotated as hemicentin-2. The coding region runs from base 58 to 2541 and encodes 827 amino acids. Lineage: Eukaryota; Metazoa; Chordata; Actinopteri; Centropomidae. The record is from RefSeq and is a predicted model, not a curated record. The transcript is spliced from 10 exons.